AUGCUAUGUGAUAACAUCCUGUGCAGUGCUGGAGCUAGCCAAGGACUGAACUUUCUCUCGACCCACUUCUUCAAGAAAGGGGAUCUAGUCUUUGUAGAAGACCCCACAUACUUCCUUGCCCUUACGGCAUUCCGGCAUGACCAGCAGCUUAAUGUUGUAGCAGUUGCUAAGGAAGAUGAUGGCAUAGAUACGUAUGAUCUAGAGGAGAAGCUUUCAGAACAUCUUGGAGAUCGACCAGCAGAAGAUAAAAGACAGUUUCGUAGCUUACUCUACCUCAUACCAUGCUUCCACAAUCCAACUGGGUCAUGUACAUCUAUAGAAAAACUGAAGAAAAUAGUUAAAAUAGCUCGGAAGUAUGACUUACUUGUGGUUUGCGAUGAUGUCUACAAUAUGUUGUCUUGGCAACCGGCUGAUGAAGGCAGUCCCAGGAAAUUCAAAUCUCCGCCUCGACUCUUCGCCUACGACAACCCCGCCGAUUGCGACUUCAAGGGCAACGUGGUAUCCAACGGCAGUGUGUCCAAGUUCCUUGCACCCGGACUGAGGCUGGGAUGGAUCGAGACUUCAGAUCGCAUCAUUGACCUCAUCAUGAAGAAUCAAUACUUGGACAGCGGUGGAUCGUUCAAUCAUUUAACAGGAGGAAUUGUGGGUACAAUGCUAAAGAUGGGACUCGUCGAUAAACAUCUAGACUAUGUGUGCAAUCAUUUUAAGGCAAACGUAGAUGCCAUGGCAAAGAUUUUCAGAGAGGAAAUGCCACCAGGAGUUAAAUUCAACACACCAGAGGGUGGGUAUUUCUUCUGGGUUGAGCUCCCAAAGAGUGUGGAUAUCACCAAACUAUCAACUCUCUGCAAAGAAAAAUAUAAAAUCAACUUUGCCCCAGGUCGCAACUUUUCUUCGAACCCCAAGUUUGAGAAAUGCAUCAGAUUGUCUUUCAGCUACUACCCUAAGGAGAGACUAGCGGAUGGCGCAAAGAGAUUAUGCCAAGCCGUCAAAGAGGUGAUAGGGCAAACAUCCUAGAACCAUACCCAGCUGAUAGAGAGAUUUGUGCCACCUGGUUGGUGUUUCAUAAAGCUGUUCGUAAAGUUACGCAUGACUGGAACAUGUUCUUAGGUCCUAAAUCAAUUGCAUAGGGAUAUCACAGAGCACAAGAGAGGAUCACCAGUCGUGCGUAAAAUCAUUCGUAUCUUACGAACAGCUUUGUGAAACACCCACAAGGGCCCUGUCUAACAAACGGUUGUGAUGGAUCCAAUCAACAUCAACUAGUAUGGAAAUCCAUCAUUGCCAUAACCUUUCCUACAAACAAUUUGCACAAUGUCCUUUGUAAACAAAGAGGAACACACUGAAUUAUCAAGACAACAAUGAAUGUAUGAGUAUACUUACUUCAUCAUCUUGAAAACAUAUAGAAUAAACAUGCAUUUUAAAUGUAAGCGUUGCUGGCUUGCCAUAGUUGAGGUUGAUCGGAUCAGUCUUAACUCUUUGUAAGAUGGGAUCCAGGAAUUGUUAUUGUGUAGCCAUGGUGGUCAUGUUUUGACUCUUACUUUUGGUGUACUUGUGGUGGUUGGGUUAAGAGAUAACUUUAGUUCUUGUGAAGAAAGAAAAUGCAUGUACUUGUUUCUUAUGAUCUUUUAACAUCAUUUCAAGUAUAGUUAGUAAGGUGUAGUGCAUGGGUGGCUUUUCAAUUGCUCUCAUAUUGGAAAUGUGGCAUGAAGAAUAUAUAUGUAAACCUUCAUCGGCAAUAUCCAUGUAGACCCAUAUAUUUAUUUCCGUGCAGUCACUGCCUUUCAGCUACCUUUUGGGGAAAGUGAGCAGGCUUAUCAUUUUGACACUCCAUAUCUCACUCUCAACCUUCAAAUUUACAUCUAAUCUAACUCUUGAAACAGUCCCCAUUGUUCUUUUAAACGACACCAAUUCAGAACUUAAAUUUCCCUUUAAGGCCAGUUGGAAUUAAGAUUAAACGUUGUGUUUAAGUGCCUUACUUCAUCCACAGUUGAAGUUAAGGUAUGUGAUUGAUCAACGACUCUUUAACUGCUCGUGUCACCCAAGCAUUAUCUUAGAAUUAUCUUCCAUUCAAGACUUUAAUGUGUCGUUGCCUAUUACAAAUAUAUUUUUAUCAAAUACUUUUUUAUGUAGUUAUAUUCCACUGAAUUAUGACGAAUGUAACACUCGUUUAUGCUUAGAAAUCGUUUCUUAAAGGGAUGGUCCAGGCUGAAAGUAUUUAUAGCUUAAUAAAUAAAGUAUAAUUCACUGAGCAAAAUGCCGAAAAUUCCAUCAAAAUCCGAUAACAAAUAACAAAGUUAUUGAAUUUUAAAGUUUAGCAAUAUUUUGUGAAAACAGUCGUCAUGAAUAUUCAUUAG
Lytechinus pictus (painted urchin) is the source of this 2351-nucleotide messenger RNA. RefSeq lists its product as uncharacterized. The record is from RefSeq and is a predicted model, not a curated record. Gene Ontology annotation, biological process: biosynthetic process. Lineage: Eukaryota; Metazoa; Echinodermata; Echinoidea; Temnopleuroida; Toxopneustidae. The coding region runs from base 1 to 1014 and encodes 337 amino acids. Gene Ontology annotation, molecular function: L-2-aminoadipate:2-oxoglutarate transaminase activity; pyridoxal phosphate binding. The transcript has 8 exons.